AUGAACGCACGUACCAUCCGUGAACGCUGCCUCAGCGUGCUCUCGGCCCAGGCACCCCAGAAUGAUCUGGCAGGAAAAGGGGUCGGAAUAUCUGAUGAGCUCAUCACUUUAGAGAUCAUGUCACCAGAUGCGUGUGACCUCACUCUGAUCGAUCUACCUGGAAUCGCUCGAGUCCCAGUAGAAGGACAACCAGAGGAUAUUGGAAAACAGAUCAAACAUCUGAUCAUGACAUAUAUUAAGAAAAGUGAGACUAUAAACCUGGUUGUGGUCCCUUGUAACACUGACAUUGCAACAACAGAAGCCUUAAAAAUGGCACAAGAAGUAGAUCCUGAUGGCAUAAGAACAGUCGCUAUUUUGACCAAGCCAGACCUCAUAGACAAGGGAACAGAGAAGAACAUUCUGUCUGUUGUCCACAACCAAGUAAUUCGUCUUCGCAAAGGUUACAUCAUGGUGAAGUGUAGAGGACAACAGCAGAUCGAUGAUGAAAUUCCUCUAGAGGUGGCGGCACAAAUGGAGAGAGAUUUCUUCCAAAACCAUGACUAUUUCAGAUGCCUUUUGGAAGACGAUAAAGUGACUAUUAAAUGUCUUGCCAUCAAACUGACUCAAGAUCUUGUUGAUCAUAUUAAAAAAUCACUGCCACAGCUCCAUGAGGAGAUAAAAAACCAGUUGUGGAAUGUGAAGAGAGACCUUAAGCAGUAUGAGGAUGGACCGCCAGAAGACCUUGAGGGAGCCAAGGAAUUCCUCAUUAAAACCUUAAAUGAAUUCAAUGAGAAAAUCAAGUCACUAUCAUCAGGAGAGAUGAUGACUGAGAAAAAUAUAUUUUUCCAGUUUCGUGUUGAAUUCAAGAAGUGGAAUGAUCAUCUUAACAGUACAAAGACAACCUUUGACAAUUUAAAAGAGUUGAGCAGGGAUUACAGAGGGAGGGAACUGCCUGGCUUCAGCAACUACAUAAAGUUUGAGAAGAUUCUGCAGGAGCAUGUGGCAAAACUUAAAGAGCCAGCCACUGAUUUACUCAACAACAUAAAAGACAUCGUCAUCAAGGAAUUCACUGACGUGGUGAAUGAGUGUUUCCAGAACUACCACAUUCUUCAGAACAUCACUAAAGACAAAAUCAACAACAUUCAGUUAAACCAACUAGAAAAGGCUGAGGAGAGAAUCUCAGAGCAGUUUAAGAUGGAAAACAGGAUCUACACUCAAGAUCCCAUUUUCCUUAAGGUCUUGAGUGAGAUUACAAAAGAUGCUUUUUCAGAAAACAUGUUACCUGUCUUUGACAAACAAAGCACGUACAGUCAUUUGCUGGAGGCGUAUUACGAGAUUGUGGUGCAGAGGAUGGCUGACCAACUGCCCUUGAUGGUCACCUUUUACAUGCUGCAGGAAACUGCUCAGCUCCUGUCUAUUGACAUAAUGAAAUUAUUAGAAAAGCCAGAUGUGCAUGAGCUCCUGUCUGAGGACUCUGAUGUCAGCAGAAGGCGCAAAGAACUAAGAGCUUGUCUGAAUCGUUUGACUGCUGCUAAAGAAGCAAUUACCAGUUUUUUUAAAUGACUAGAGCAGUAGUUGGUUCUCAAACUAGGGUACGCGUACCCCUGGGGGUACGUGGCACGUCCUGAUUUUGCUGAGUUAGAUGUGUUCCUGGGUCAACAUAUUUUGUUGACCCUGGAACAACAUUUUAAUCCAAAAAUUUAAUCUUGACCACAUCCUUACACCUAAACCUAACCUUACCCAUGAGUAAUCCCUAAAAUCAGAGGAAAUGAUAGAUGAUUGACACUGAUGUACAAGCACCAAACACUGAUUGAAAGCCUAAACUUCACAAAAACUAUAUAUAUAAUCUUUUGUUGGUUUGUGUCACGUGCUCCUCAUUGUUUGGUAUAAGUAGUCCUCUUUUUCCUUUUGUUUCUUGUCGUGUAUGUAACCUGCUGUUGGUGAGUUUCUGUUCUUGUUCAUGCCUGUUUUAUGCCAAGCAAAGUCUGUUUAUGCCAAGUCUGUUUCUGUCAAGUCUGUGCCAAGUCAAGUCUUUGUUCAUUGUUUGGAUGUUCAUGUUUGGAUUUAAAUAAACUGC
This is a messenger RNA of Labeo rohita (rohu), 2056 nucleotides long. Its product is annotated as interferon-induced GTP-binding protein Mx-like. The record is from RefSeq and is a predicted model, not a curated record. Gene Ontology annotation, biological process: defense response to virus. Gene Ontology annotation, cellular component: microtubule; membrane; nucleus. The coding region runs from base 1 to 1542 and encodes 513 amino acids. NCBI's taxonomy places the organism in Eukaryota, Metazoa, Chordata, Actinopteri, Cypriniformes, Cyprinidae. Gene Ontology annotation, molecular function: GTP binding; microtubule binding; GTPase activity. The transcript is spliced from 11 exons.